GUUCACAAGAAAAAAUCUAUAAUUAAUUUGCAGACUUACAAAAAUACCAAAUAUCUUGCCAAGAGCAAGAAAGUAAUGUUAGCAAGUUAAAAUUUCUUUGUUCUAAACCUAAUAUUAAUAUUUUUAUGAUUGACUAAAAUUUGCACGCGUUGCUAUAGCAACCAAGGUCAAACUCACUGCUUCAACAUGGUUAAAAAAAAGUAAGUCAAAUAAGGCUCAAUUAAUAACAGCUACAUUUUCAGAUCUUUCUUUAUCUUUACAUAGAAAAACUGAUUUGUUUGAACCAUUAUUGUAACAAAUAUUUAGUUUUAAAUAUGUAAAAGUUAACGUAAGAAUGGCACUAUCGAAUGGAUUUAAAUAUACGACCGACAGCGAGAACCCUCUUUGGCUAGAAGGUAUUAACAAGAAACUGAAAGAAACUCACAUCAAAAAUGGCAGUCGUAUAUCGUCUCCAAAUUAUGAAAAAACAACAAAUUCUAGAUUAGAUAGCAGAUCAACGCGGCGGACAUCAUUAGACGCUGCUAUCGACAUUCAAAAGAAACAGAAAAAGCACCCAAUCGCACAUUCUGCAGGCACACUGCGACACAAUCAUGCCCAAGAUCGUGACAAAAACAAGAAGCCAAAUGCGAGGCCCAAUAAAUUAGACUGGGGCGAUUCCAGUGGCCGUAAUGACGUCACCAAUCAUUUUCUAUCCGACCUUCUCCCGCAUUACGUCACUCCACGACACAGGCCCCUGAACGCAGACAAUGAUUUUAACGAUGUUAUUGUUGGACGCAGGCAUGAUACAUUUAAACCAAAUAAAACGGUUCCUGAAGAGUACAGAAGUAUCGCACAUCAUACAAACAGACCAAAGAAAUCUGUUGCUAAAAAUUUUACAAAGAACACUUCUAAAUUGACUCCAAAAGAUAUUGAAAAAGUUAUGAACGAUUUUGUGAUACCGGAAUUACCACAAGGAAGAUUAUUGGAGAUAAAGAUUUUCUCCAACUGGGGCGAUAAAUUUCUGGUCGGUUUGAAUGGAUUAGAAAUUUUUGACGUACACGGUGAAGCGGUGAAUAUAGAAAAGAUAUGGUCAGAUUCAGAGAGUGGUGACUGUACGAGGUAUGGUCGCACAGAGAGCAUCAUUGACGGCGUGGUGCGCACCACUGAUGACCUGCACAUCUGGAGCGCGCCCGUGCCCGCCAGCGCGCCCAUCGCCCUCAGUGUGCUGCUGGCCAAGUGCACCACACUGGCGCUGCUCAGGUUGUGGAACUACAAUAAGUCUCGUAUAUAUUCGACGCGUGGUGUUCGUCUGGUACAAAUCAAACUGGACGACCAAGUUAUAUUCCAAGGCGAAAUAGCGAGGUCUAGUGGGGCGCUUAAAGGACACUUGCAGUCUUUUGGUGACACAAUCUUAUUCACAAAAGACUCGUGCAUAUUAGAACGUAUUCUGGUGAACGAUAAAAAUUUCCAAGAACUACUAAAAGAGAGCGACACUGGCAAUGACUACGGAAUUGUGGAGAAGCGUCCUCCCACCGCCAGCGAGAGUCGCGCCCCCAGCCCCGCCUCACACCACACCUCACAACUCACCGCACAAGAUAACAACACCACCAAGUAUGUCGCCAACGUCGUCAAAAUUGUCUUGAUGUCAAAUUGGGGACAGAAACAUAUUAUAGGACUCACGGGUAUAGAGAUCCUUCGCCACAAUAAGCCGGUGGCGGUGCAGCGUACGUACGCGUACACCGCGUACAUCAGCGACGAGCGUAUGGACGAGUGCGACAGCGUGGCAGACUGCCGUAGUCUCUUCAACGGCACCAACAUCACCACACACUUCGAGAACAUGUGGUGCACGAACUUUGCGCCCGGCACCAAAUUCUGUCAUAUCGUUGCAGAGUUGCAAGAACCCACUGUUAUAACUAGUAUAAGAAUAUGGAAUUACAACGGCAGCCUGGAGCUGUCUUACAUAGGCGCGAAGCACGCGCGCGUAUACGUGGACGGAGGCGCGCUGCACUGCCGGCCGUUGCUGUUGCGUCGCGCGCCCGGCGAUACAGCAUACGACUACGUGCAGCACAUCGACCUCGCGGACAUUGACGACAGAUUUGAGGAAUCUCCAGAGGAGAGUUACCGCAAGGAGUGUGCGGUAUUCGGUAGUGGUGGGGGCGGAGGCGCGCCCACCGGCUUCGUGCUGCAGAUCAGCAUCUUCUCGACGUGGGGCGACCCUUACUAUGUGGGUCUGACUGGAGUCGAACUGUACGGUCCCGAUGGCAACCUGAUACCGGUCACCGAAACUAACGUGUGCGCGCACCCGUCGAGUGUGAACGUGCUGUACGAGCAGGGCGGGGACGCGCGCACUCCUGCGCGUCUCGUGGACGGCUGCAACGCGCGCGCCGCACUCGCGCACCACUCCUGGCUCGCGCCCAUACUCCCGCACACACUCAAUAGGGUAUUCUUUGUGUUCGACGUGCCGGUUACAGUUUACGGAAUGAAGAUAUGGAACUAUGGUAAGACGCCGGCGCGAGGGGUUAAGGAGUUUGCGAUCCUAAUGGACGAUUUGCUGGUAUACAACGGUUCGUUGGAGCGCGUCAAGGGCGAGGAGAUCGCGCCGCAGUGGAUAUGUCUGCGCAACGACGACCCAGACAAUUUACCCAGUCCAUCGAACAGCAGUCGGAGGUCAACGACGAGCGGCUCGUACCACUCCGCGGACCCGCGCGCGCGCCCCCACACCAGCGUACUCGCUGACGUACACACAUACAAAUACUGAUGCACACAGACAACAUAAAACGUUCCACAAGUUUGUUCAAUAAAGAGAAUCAAUCCGAAUGGAAUAAAGCUUAAAUGGUCCCUAAAAUCUUGGUCUUCAGUAUAAUCCAAUUGUAACGUAAUUUAUUUUUCAUUUCUAUGCAUUCUUAUCGCCUUUUUUAUCCUAUAGCCGCCUAUUAUUGUGGCUGUUGACACUAAUUAAAUCUGACUUAGACAAUAUGUGUCAAAAAUGUCACUGAGAUGCAAAUGUCAGUGAGAGCAUGUGUGCAAUGACAUUUGUAUUGACCACAGAUAAAAGAAAGGGCAUAAGAUGUUAGUAACUUUUCUACUUAACCAAGAUAUAUAUUGCAAGUGAAUGUGAUGUAAAAAUGUACGUAAUGAACAAUUUUAAAGCUUUAAAACUUUGCCCCAUUUUUAUACCGUUUUAUGAAAUGAGUUUGUUAAUUUUUCAAAGAACAAUUUUUACUAUACGAUUAUAAAA
This is a messenger RNA of Papilio xuthus (Asian swallowtail), 3217 nucleotides long. RefSeq lists its product as uncharacterized. The transcript has 16 exons. Lineage: Eukaryota; Metazoa; Arthropoda; Insecta; Lepidoptera; Papilionidae. The coding region runs from base 335 to 2737 and encodes 800 amino acids. The record is from RefSeq and is a predicted model, not a curated record.